CAUCUGAGAUUGACCUAUGGCAGGAACAUUUUCAGAUGAUCACCCUGACUGAGAUCAUGCGUCAGAAAGAUGAUGUUGCCUUUGCAGAAAUGCUGAACAGAAUUCGAGUGAAGGAGAAAGAUGAGGAACUGUCUGAGUCUGACAGAGAAUUGCUGACACAAGCCAUCACUAAACCAGAACUUUGUUCCACCGAUGUUCUGCACAUUUUCCCCACAAAUAAGUUGGUUGAAGAUCACAACUCAGCAACGCUGUCUCGGUUAUUUUCUGACAUCAUCACUAUUGAUGCAGACGACUUCCAGAAAGAUUCUCGAUCAGAAAGAAUGACACGGCAAGACAAACCCAGCAAAGGAGGACGCAAUGAUUUACCUGACACCCUGAAACUUGCGGAAGGAGCUCGUGUCAUGCUCACCAGAAACAUCGACAUACAGAAAGGAUUGGUGAAUGGUGCCUUUGGUACUCUGAUGAAGGUGAUUACUUCUGAGACGGAUCAACGCAUCACAAAGCUUGGGCUGAGAAUGGACAGUCAAACAGCUGGAAGACGUAGUGGACCUGCAGGAUCUGACGAUCUGGUUUACGUGGAGAGAGCAGAGGAUACUGUGAAACAGAAAGGAGUGCAGGGUGACUUCUCUCAGCGGACUCUAUCUGUUGGACUUGGAUGAGAAGAAAAUCUACGCCAACCCUGAAGUUACUGCAGCCAUCCAGACCAUGAGACAAGCCAGUGUGGAUGACAUGAUGCCUCUUCUUCCUCUGAGAGAAACAGUUAACAGGCCUGACACUCUGACCGUCGUCCAUCACAACACAGAGGGACUGCCAUCUCACAUCGAUGACAUCAAGAGACAUCAUGAACUGUGUCUGGCCGAUGUACUGUGUCUAACCGAAUCUCACCUGCAGGGCUCCUUUGUUGCAGACAGUCUUCAGCUGGAUGGAUUCACCUUGUACAAGCGUAACAGACACGUGUCGUA
This is a messenger RNA of Melanotaenia boesemani (Boeseman's rainbowfish), 962 nucleotides long. Its product is annotated as ATP-dependent DNA helicase PIF1-like. Bases 36 to 659 code for a protein of 207 amino acids. The transcript has 2 exons. The record is from RefSeq and is a predicted model, not a curated record. NCBI's taxonomy places the organism in Eukaryota, Metazoa, Chordata, Actinopteri, Atheriniformes, Melanotaeniidae.